Molecule: messenger RNA, 4765 nt
Organism: Chionomys nivalis (European snow vole)
Lineage: Eukaryota; Metazoa; Chordata; Mammalia; Rodentia; Cricetidae
Gene: Septin11
Product: septin 11
Exons: 10
Coding region: 16-1332 (438 amino acids)
Biological process (GO): cytoskeleton-dependent cytokinesis
Cellular component (GO): septin ring; cell division site; septin complex
Molecular function (GO): GTPase activity; GTP binding; molecular adaptor activity
Source: RefSeq, a predicted model, not a curated record
CUUCAAGGAGUUCAAAUGCACCUCCCUAAAUCUGUGCUGAGAGCGAAACCACUGACAGCUACACCCAAGAAUGAAGAGCUACGCAACUUAUCGCUUUCGGGCCACGUCGGAUUCGACAGUCUUCCUGACCAGCUGGUCAACAAAUCCACCUCUCAAGGAUUCUGUUUCAACAUCCUGUGUGUGGGUGAGACGGGUAUUGGCAAAUCCACGUUGAUGGACACUUUAUUCAACACCAAGUUUGAAAGUGACCCCGCUACUCACAACGAGCCAGGUGUCCGGUUAAAAGCCAGAAGUUACGAACUUCAGGAAAGCAACGUACGGCUGAAGCUGACCAUUGUCGACACGGUGGGAUUUGGAGAUCAGAUUAAUAAAGAUGACAGCUACAAGCCUAUAGUGGAAUAUAUUGAUGCCCAGUUUGAGGCCUACUUGCAAGAGGAAUUGAAAAUUAAGCGUUCUCUCUUCAACUACCAUGACACAAGGAUUCACGCCUGCCUUUACUUCAUCGCCCCCACGGGCCACUCCCUGAAGUCCCUGGACCUGGUCACCAUGAAGAAGCUAGACAGCAAGGUGAACAUCAUUCCAAUAAUUGCGAAAGCGGACACCAUUGCCAAGAACGAAUUGCACAAAUUCAAGAGCAAGAUCAUGAGUGAACUCGUCAGCAACGGAGUCCAGAUUUAUCAGUUCCCCACAGAUGAGGAAACAGUGGCCGAGAUUAAUGCAACCAUGAGCGUCCAUCUCCCCUUUGCAGUGGUUGGCAGCACUGAAGAAGUGAAGAUUGGCAACAAGAUGGCCAAGGCCAGGCAGUACCCUUGGGGUGUGGUGCAAGUGGAGAAUGAAAACCACUGUGAUUUCGUGAAGCUGAGGGAGAUGCUGAUCCGUGUGAACAUGGAGGACUUGCGAGAGCAGACGCACACGCGCCACUAUGAGUUGUACCGGCGCUGUAAGCUUGAGGAAAUGGGCUUCAAGGACACCGACCCCGACAGCAAGCCCUUCAGUCUUCAGGAGACAUAUGAAGCAAAAAGGAACGAGUUCCUGGGAGAGCUGCAGAAGAAGGAGGAGGAGAUGAGGCAGAUGUUUGUGAUGAGAGUGAAGGAGAAAGAGGCGGAACUGAAGGAGGCUGAGAAAGAGCUUCACGAGAAGUUUGACCUCCUGAAGCGAACACACCAAGAGGAGAAGAAAAAGGUGGAAGACAAGAAGAAGGAGCUCGAGGAAGAGGUGAGCAACUUCCAGAAGAAGAAGGCAGCAGCUCAGCUUCUGCAGUCCCAGGCCCAACAGUCUGGGGCCCAGCAAACCAAGAAGGACAAGGAUAAGAAAAAUGCAAGCUUCACAUAAAGCCGGGCGAGCCAAGGACGCUCCCGCACUCACCUGCUUUGGCAGUGAUAGCGCAUCUCUGUCGUCUGUACCCUGUUUGAUUUUGUGUUGCACCCUUCCCCACACACCAGUAACCCUUAGCUCAUUUUGCUGAAUGUUGUCGGGUGAUAGAAAACCGUAGAACAAGGGGGUAACAGCAAAUGCUCUUACGGCUGGACUGGGUUUCUGGAAAGUCGAUGAUUUGCCUCGUAUACCUGUUCCAAGUGGCAGCAGGAAGCAUGUCUGUCACUUGUAUGUCACUUUGGACCAAGGAAAGUGGGGUAAAAUACUACCUGUACGUUUGACGUGAGAACUCACCGCCUCGGCAGCUGAACUAAAACCCUGAGUAGCCAUGACAACAACUUGCAUUUUCUUGAUGAUUCAUCUCAGGCUUGCACAGCCCCUGAAUUCAUUGCUCUUCCUCACACUUGCCUCAAGCCCAGCGUGGGCUGGAAAGUAGGCAGAAUGCUGAGUGGUAUCAUAGACAGCUUUCGGCUUGUCUGACUCUUUCAUUGAAUUUGGUCAUUUGGUGCAAGCUUGUGGUCUGCUCAGACCCUCUUAGGGAUGGAGUCCACAUCUGAAUGCCCUCUAAAGCCUGGCCCAGCUACUGUGGACCGGUGUUAGGAACAUGGCUAUGUUCACCUCCGCCAGGGAGCCCCCAUGCUUUCACAGGCCCAGAUACCAAAGAGUAGCUCAUUAAGUAUUGCUUAGCUAAAGAACCUUCCACUGAGGACACUGGGUCCCCCCUGAGGGGUAUACCCCAUCCCCUCCCCCCACCCCUCCUUCACACACCUGCAUUCUCUGUAAGCAGGCUGGCUACUUCUAAUAGAAAUUUUCGUGAACUGCAAUGAAAAAAACUGCCAUAAAAACUUCAAAUAAAAAGGAUGCUAUCCAGUGCAUUCCCCAUAGCACAAAUCGGAAAGGAUGUCCUCAGUUUAAGGCAGGAUGGUACUGAGCCCAAUGCACCAUUACUCAGCGUAGAGGAUGGUGAGGCUGUCGGUCAGCUUCAGCUUCAGUUCAGCUCCUUACUCGUGUUGAGACCCAGUUGUCUCUAAGUAAUUUUCCACAUUCGCCCCCUCACUGUGACUAGUUCUGCCUGCUCUGUCUCUUGGGGUCAUCAGUCACUCUGCCUCCCCUGGGGCAGCGCUAACUCAUGUGCCAGGACAUGCCCCAUCUGCCUGCUGUGUGAGGGGGAGAAGAGCGCAUUCUCUCUCCUCUCCUCUUCUGCUUGGCUGCCCCAUGCUAACACGAUCCCUUGGCUUUUCCUGCUCUCCUGAUGUUUCUCAUGAACCCAGUCCUUCGCCUCCACAUUUCCCCUCUGACAUUAGCAGUUCAUGCGAGUCAGGUAAAACACGCUGCAUCUCCCGCUGUGACACACACUGAUAAAAAGAGAAUUGUCCAGCCAGUUCCUGUCUGGUCCCAGCCACCGUCUUCACUGAUUGAGGCGCCCCUAGGCAGACCCUGGCUUUGCGUCCAUCUCUAGCCGGCUGUGGAGCAGCAGGCACUAAUGGCAUGCUCACUAACUGUGGCUGCAUUUGCUUCUUCGCUGCGCACCACACAAGAGCUUGAGUAUUCGUGUUGUGUGCUUGCUCCAGCCACUGCUUGUGUGAGCCGUUUUUUGUGCCUUGUAAUAGAAAAUAACCCUUUGCAUUUGAUUUCUCACAUCCCUAAAAGCUUUUUAAGAUAAGCUCAGCAAAAAAAAAAAAAUUUCAAAAACCAUCCAGUUGACUUUUUGAUGCCAAGAUUAUUGAUUGGAUUUCUUUCUCCUUUUUUUGGCAUUUAAUUUUUUCACAGUAAAAUGAAACCUAUGGAGAGUCAGGGAAUAAAAAAACUAUAAGAAUCCUAAGAAAGUUAAAAACAAAAACAAAACCAUAUUGCUUCUGAAACUGUUUCCUCCCACCGCGCCCAAGCCUCCCGUAGUUUUGUUACUGCUGCUCUUUUUCUUUCCGUAUCUGUGCCUUUCUUCACAGUAGUCCCUGGCUCUGCACGGAAUAAACGAUACUCUCAAAUCUAGUUGGAUAUGCUUUCGCCUUUGCAUGUAAGUACAGGACUAAGACUCGGAGAUCUUUCUGUUUCAGAUGAGGGAAAACCAUUGGGACAGCUGAGUUUUUCUUUUGGAAGGGGUCCUGAAGGUACAGUCUGAGUAAUCUUUUGUGGUUUUUUUUUUUUUUUUUUGUCCUUAAGUGAAAACAUCUAUACCGGCCACAUUUCUAUUUUGCCCCACAGUUUUUGCUUCCUCUUGACCUCAGUGAAGUAGGCAGGGUAUUGGUUCUGCAGAGCAUCAUGUGGUCGGCCUUGGAUUCUGACAAUGGGAGAAGGGAACUCCUGCCAACCACUGGAUAAAAGUCCAGAAAACAGUGUCUCUGCGGCCUUUCUGUAUCCUUAAGGUUUGGACCUUAGCCUAAUGGUCUCUCCUUUGUGCUAACUGCACAGUGGCCACUCGUUUUUAUUUUUUUAUUUUUUUGUCAGACAGCUUUGGCUGGCCUCUCCCUGAGCAUCUUUUGCCCCUUUCUGAGCAUCUGCGCCCCCUGUAACUCUCCCGUGCUGCAGGGUAUGACGGAAUGGCCAGCAGGAGAAUUCAGUGGCAGGUCAGGACUAUUUUCCCGACUUGGGCUCUGUAUUAAUUGGUCUCAAAGGGCAUCAUCUCUCAGCUAGGGGGACCAUUCCACUUGAUUUUGGGCACGGGUUUCUCGUUCUCCUCCUCUACUCACCAGCAACAGCUCUUGCCUCCUCUCCAUCCUCUGAUGGGUGGACUUGGCUGUCUCACUUUCCUGACACCCCCACACCCUAAGUGUUCCACCGAGUCUGUGUUCAGCCCCUCCCCCCAAAUCAUGCUGUCUCUGUGUGGUCCUACCGGAACUGUCCAUUUGAAUCCCUUGCCUUUGCCAUUCACAAGGGUCUGGACUUGUCAGGUGUCCGUUUUCAAAAGUCCUAGUUCCACUGACAGGACGCUUAUUAUGGAGUUGUUACCUGAAUUAUGACCUAUAGAGUCUAGUUUGUAUGUAGGUGUGAAGGGAAUUUUUGAAAAUAAAUUGAAAAUUAAGCUGUGAACAGCAUUAGAACUUUUGUCUACUUCUUGAUUUUAAAAUAUGCUGAUAUGCCUUAAACUGUAGUUGUAGAACUCUCGUUUUUGCUGUUUGAAGAUAACCAAUGUUUUCUAAACUGUUGUGUAUUCUUUCAGUGUUAAUGCAGAAUUGUCAUGUAUGUAAGCUGCAUGUUAGACACGUGUCAUUUUUAAGAACUAAAAUAAUUGUAUUGAUGUGAAGCGUAUCGUUCCUGCAAGUAUGAAAGUGCUGGCUCAGCAGCCCGCUGAGUAACUCCAGUGUCUGUGAACGUGGUGUGCCGCCAGGUGACCUAUGCAUUUAUCACUAGUGCCAAGACUUAAAGCGGGGAAAUAUAUUUUUACCCAACCGUU